AUGGACCCAUUGACAUUAUUACGGCGCUAUACCCGUGGUGAAGUCCAGUUUCAAGAAAUUGAGCAUGUAAGUUCAAGGAAAAAAAAAUAUAUUUCUCUUCAUCUUUCUUAAGAAUGGCGAAAUCUACUACGGCUUUGGUGAUUUGGCCUACUUGAAAACUACGCCUACAAACUAUAAGGCAAGCUAAAGGAUAAUUUUUAAUGAAAAUAUGACGAUUUCCAGAUCUUCAAUCGAAAUGAAUACUAUACGCUGGAAGUUUUGAUCGAUUUCUGGCAUAAUAUCAAAUUGACCCAUGGUUUGUACGUGAAAGAAGCGGCCUCGAGGAAUAUUACACCUGUGACGAGGAUCGACAGGUAGGAAAUUAAGAGGGGAGUACGAGAUUAAUUUUGAUUUGAAGGAAAAACUUACAAGAGUACUUAUCGGGAGAAAGGGAUGAUUUGCCUGAAACGACGGCCGCUUUUCUCCCUUCCGGGCCUCCGAUUCCCGUCAAAAACUUGCUGGCGGCCAUGGGCGAGACUGAGGCCAAGCGCCAGAGGCUCGACGAGUAAAAAUUCAAGGAAAAAGGGGAAAACAUUAUAAUUUUCCAGAGACGGCUCUUCGCAAAAACUCGACCAAGGGCCUGUCGAAGUCCGAGCUUUGAGCGAAAAUCUCACCGUCCACAAAAUCGCUGAACUCAAAAGGAAACAUCAGCUUCAACAGAAGAAGAACAUUGUCGCCACUGAGUUUUAAAAAUAUUAAGUUUCCGAAAGAAAAAAAUAUUUCAGUGAAUCGGUACCAUCGGGCACUUUAACAUCAUCAAGAGAUUACCCAAUCGAGAGGAUUCACAAAAAUCGGAUCAAUGUCCUGAAUGGGACCAAGGAUUUGACCAAUGUUUUGGAUGUGUUUGCGUCGGUUCAGGUUUGGUUCAGUGAUUUUUUUGUAGAAGUUUCACCAUAAUAUUUUUUGUCUGCCUUUGAAAAGAAUGAAAAUUCAUUUUAUGAAGCUUUUAUGAAUAUUUAUGAAGUUUGAAGCAGAAUUUUCGCAAUCUGUAAUUUAUUUUUAUUUUUAUUGUUUUUUUUUUCAGUUUUUUUCAAUGAAAGAACUGAGAAAUUGAUCACAGAAAAUGUCGUUAUGUAUCCUAGAAAAAAUUUCGUAACUUUUUUUUCUUCUGUCAUUUUUUUCAAGUUUUGUUCCGAUGUAAUAAUUUUUUUUGAUUAACUGGCUUCUAAAGUGAGAAAAAUUGCCUUUUUUUCUGAUUUCUGAAGCCAAAAAAAUCUUUGGUGAUGAUCCAGAAAGGACAGUUAGCAGAAAAAUCUUCAAUCCAUUAAAAAAAUAAAUUUUUCUAGUCACUGUCUGAAAAAAAGUCGAUGUUCAAAUUGAAAAAAAUAGGUUUUUUUAAAAAAAUUCGAAAAAGAAAGGUUAUGAUUUGAAAUUUUUGGGAAAGUUUUGUAGUUUGGAGCUUUUUUAAGGCUGGUAAUACUUAAACUACUUUUUUGGAACUUCACGAAACAUUAAAACUACGAGGAAAAACGGUAUGAAAUCAUUUUUUUUGAGAAAAAUGUUUCGCCCAAAAGGUGUUUUUCUUCUUAAUUUUAUCACGUAAUUUAACAUUCGAUAUAAAACUUCGUUCAAACUCUUCACUCGAAACAGUAAAUUGAUUAAAGCCGUUGAAAAUUUUCAAACAGGGUUUUUCAUUCAGAAAAUAUGGUCAAUGGACGAGAAAAAAACGACAGUGCCUCAUGGAAACGCGGCCGUUUCUCAACAGCGAGGCGGUUAUUCUCGUUACGCUCAAGAAGAUUUCACGAAGGUCCGGAAAUAACUAAUUUCAAUUGAACCUCUAAAAAUCAUCGAUUUCCAGGACAAAUCGGCCGAUUUCCACACGGAAAUGUCUUUCAUCGGUAGUAAUUUGAGGGCGAUUCAAAGCGGAGGACUUCUUUCUUCUAUUGCUAGUGAGUUUUUCCGAAAAAAUUGGAUUCUGGUUGGGAUUGAGGUGAUUUUGGAAAGGAUUUAAUGUUAGAAAUAGAAACGAAAAUCACUCGAAAUUUCAAAUAUUCAUGGGAGAGGCUAGUAAGUUUGGGUACCAUCUGAAAGAUCCUGGAAAAAUUAUCUUUAGGUUUUUAAAUCAUUCGAUUUGGUUCAGAUUGAAGAGAGUUGUGAUUUUUGAAAAAUUCGAUAUAAAAAAAAAUGAUUUCUUGAAGAUUUGCGUACCAGUUGAAUAAUCCUGUUAAAACUACUUUUUUUGCUUUAAAUUUGAAAAAGUUUCGUGUAGUUUGAGAAAAAGCUUGAAUUGAUUUAAAAUUUGAAAAAAAGGGAAAAAAAUACUUGAAAAACUUGAAGUUUUUGAAAAAAACUAUUUGAAAAAAAUCUUGUCAAAAUUCAUUUCUUAGUUUUUAAAUUUGUUCAUUUCAUUGGUUUUUUUCAGAAGAGUUAGAAAUUUUUUUGAUAUAAACUGAUUUAAUUAUUUUUUUCUUCUUUAAGAAUUAACUGAAUUUUUUUAAAAAAAUUUAUCUCUUUUUGGUCGAUUUGUCUAAUGUGACGGUUUUUUUGAAGAGAGUUUCGCAUUUUUUUAAAAAAAUUUUAAAUGAGAGAAAAUAAACUUUUUUUAGCUUUUCCGAAAAAUCAACUGUUUUUUUCGACGCUCAUAUCACGUCCCGAAUAACCAUUUCUCUAAAUUUUUCAUAAUUAAGUUAUCUUUUUUUCUUUCUCUGACGUUUAUUUUGCCUCUAGCUGUAUUAUUCCGAACCCAGCAUUCACCGCCCCUUAAAGUUUUUGAAGAAUUUUUCAUCUUUUUUUGUUCAAUGAGUGUUAUUUAUUCAGAACCGAAACUCCCGAUGGCAGCGACGCCACAAGAAAGACCGAUCCCGACGGCCGUUUCUUCGGCCCCACAAACGCCAGGCAGUAAAAGGCCCUCGAGAACUCCAAUUAUCAUCGUUCCCAAUGCCCCGAGUGCCAUGAUCAGCAUGUUCAAUGCCAGGGACGUCCUGCAGGUUCGUUUCGAAACGAGAAAAAUUAGAAAAAAACAAUCAAGUUACCUGCUUCAAAACUACGUUUCUUUUCUUCUAUUCUCUGGAGUUUAAGACUUUUCUCAAGGCUUGUUCUAUCUUACCUACUUUCUCAGGAGUAAGAACUUCCAUACCUAUGAAAAAGAACGGUAAUAAAUCAAGUAAUCUGCAGAAGUUAUUCUUUUUCUUCAUCGUUAGACUUUGAAUCAUUAUUUAAGGAUAAGUAUACUCUGGACUUUGAAUUUUAUUUAGAAAAAUGAUAAAAAAAAAUGUAGAAAAUCAACAAAAACAAAGUGAAUUUUUUCACGUGUAUUACCGGUCAUUACUGAUUCUAAGACUGCCUCGGAACUUUUAAAGGUUUAAAAAUGAAAAGUAAGACCAGUAAGAAGUAUAGUAUUCGAAAGAUAAUCGCCCAAGAUUAUUUUUUUCUUUAUCGUUCGAUUUUUGGAAGUUUUCAUAAUCCGAAAAUUGGAUAUUGAUUUGAAAGGUUGAAAAAAUACAUAAGUUUUCAGAAAAAAACCAAAAAUGUUCUUUUUUUCAAAACUUGCGUUCAAGUUUUCCGGAAAUAGAAGGAUUUUUUUCAUGAGAAAGCGGUUUCAGUUAAUUUUCUAAUAAAUUUUUUUGCUCAGUUGCAAGCGUUUUUUUGAGUCUUCAAUUCAAGUAAACUAGAGAAUCUAAGUAAGUAGAUUUCGAAAAACUGGCUUUUUAUAAAUAAAAAAAUGAAGAUAAAAAAAUAAAGUUUUUUUCAAUUUCAAAAAAAUUUUUUUCAGCACCUCAGCUUUGUUACUUCGGAAAAAAAGACGACAGGAAGGAAAUAAAACGACUGAUCUGUUACUUCAACGUCAGAAGGACGGCCAAACAUGUGGGUUUUUGGAUUAAAAAAAGCUUAUGAUUUUUUUGAAAAACCAGCUUUUUGAAGUCGAUUUUUGAUAUAUUUCGAUCAUUUUUUUAUCAUAAUUUAGAAAGAGAAAAAUUAGAACAGUAAUAUACCAUAUUCUUUCAAUUCUUUUCAUAAUCUCCGGAAGAAAAAAAGCGAUUUUUUCGAAUAUGCUAAAACUUUAGCAUGGCUCUCAUGUGAAAUCUCUAUUUUAGCCUAGAAUUUUUCCCGUUUUUAGGAGAUUUUUAACGAAUUUUACAAUCUUCUGAUAUUCUGAAUAAAUUUUAUUCAUUCUUCUCUGAAAAAAUUUUUUAGUCAAUGUUCGCGUCGUUGACAACGUGACGAGGUUUACCGAAGACGAUUGGGAUCGAGUCAUUGGCGUUUUUGUCAUGGUUUGUUCCGAAAUCCUCCGUAAAAUACAGAAUAAACAUCAUUUCUUCAGGGUCCCGCCUGGCAAUUCAAAGGCUGGAAAUGGAACGGAAAUCCUGUGGAGAUCUUUUCGCAUGUUCCUGCUUUCCACUUGCACUACGAUCAUGAUAAGGUCUUAUUUUUGAUUCUAAGAAUGAAAAGGAAAUCAAAAAAACGUUUUUUUGAGCUUGAAAUGAAGGGAAAUUUUUUUUCUGACUAUCUUUAAAUUUUGACGACGAACUUUUUGCUAAAUUAACCUUUUUGGUUUAAUGAAAAAUUUUAAAAAGCCACAAAUUUGGAAAUUCGUCAGCUUUUAGUGCGAAAAAGUACGAUCUUAAAAAAAUUAAAUUUUUGAAACUGGAUUACGGUAUUGAUUAAAUGUGUGAGCACCACCAGUUGCGGCCAAUACAUUUCCUGACUUUUACCGUCUUUUUUUCGGGUUUUUUUCUGAUUUUUUAAAGACCACGAGAGUUUCUGAUUUUAAAAUAAGGAGAAGAAUUCAACAUGAAAGUUUCAGGAAUUUUCUAAAGUUUAUUCCUGUUUUUCAAGGGCUCAAAGUGAAUACUACUUUUUUUAAACUUUAUUUUCAUAAAUAAAAGGUCCGAUUUCUCUAUUCAAAUGUCGAAAAAAAGAGCCGUGAAAAAGGCUCAGAAACUUGAAUAAAAAAACCGCAGAAUUUAUCUACAGAAAGAUUUUUUUAUUUUAGGGAUAAUAUCUUGAAGCUAAAAAUAAAAAUUAAAUAAAUUGAAAAAAAUCGUUUUUUUAUUCAGCCUCAAGCUACCGUCCGAAAUUGGAAUGUCCAAAAAGUCCCAGUGAAUUUGACGAAAAGACACGUCGACAAGGCUCGUUUCGGCCAAAUUUGGGAGUCUAUCGAGAAUUUCUGCCGCAAAUCCAAGCCUCAUCUCUGUGCUCGCCUCGGAAUUCAACCCUUAUAA
Molecule: messenger RNA, 5201 nt
Organism: Caenorhabditis auriculariae
Lineage: Eukaryota; Metazoa; Nematoda; Chromadorea; Rhabditida; Rhabditidae
Source: the annotation of a GenBank genome assembly